Molecule: messenger RNA, 8787 nt
Organism: Paramuricea clavata
Lineage: Eukaryota; Metazoa; Cnidaria; Anthozoa; Malacalcyonacea; Plexauridae
Source: the annotation of a GenBank genome assembly
AUGAAGAUCAUCACAAUUCGUUUAUUGUUGUUGACCAUAUUAGCUCGCUUCAUCGCAGUUAGCAUAUGCAAGUCACAAUCAUCUUUGAAAAGUCCAAAAUAUUUCAAGAAAGUGAAAGAUCAUGGUAAGUAUAUAACACUUUAAUUUAAAACAGGGUCAUUGCUCAUGCUGUUAAUUGGAUUAGAUCAAAAGCUGCAGCAUGAUAUUUUUGUUAAUUAUACUUUACUUAUCUAUAAUUUAUACAUAUUUGGAAGGCGGACUAAAUAAACCCGAUGGGCUUGGCGAGUAUAGCCUUCCAUACUAAAUUCUGUAAUACCAAAAAAAUGUUAGUGAAGAAAAUAACAUUUGCCUAUUGUCAGUCUAUUUUCUAAGUAAAAUGAUGCACAAAAAAAUUUGAGUCAACGUGCUUCUUUUCCAACUAUAUACAUGAAGAAAUAGACUAAGUUUGUGAAUUUCUGCGUUUUGUUGCCAUAGCAACCAACUGUAGCUGCAUGUGUUACCAAAAUUAGCAUAAUUGGAAAGAAGAAAAAUAUUUUAACAUCCCAAUUUUUAAUAUGCUGCAUAAAAUUCAAAAAUAUGAAUUUUUAAAAUGUCCAUCUGUUGUAUCAGUUGUACACUCCUGAAUCAUUUGAAACUGUAUCGAGCCACCUUAAUGAAGGCUUUGGGGGAUUGAGAACACUACGUUGAUAGGCAGUGACAAUACACACUAAGGACCUGUUCAUAUGAGCCAGGCUGGCCUGCUAAUCCCGGUGACACGCAAGGGGCAAGAUGUCGUCUCGCAUAUCGUUUCUAUAUGUUCUCGACAUGCGUUCACACGAGAACCGGGCCAGCCCCGUUGCUGGGAUCCCGCUUGAGCUCGGCGAGAUCUCGAUUUCCCGGGAUCGUAUGAGCACAAUUCAGCAUAUAGCAAAUCAAGCCGCAGGUUCGAUUGGCCUGCCGUAGGACCUGUCCUAGUGUUAAUUUUUUCGCAACCGUUCCAACACACUUGGAUUAUUCAAACUCAGCAUUCAAGUUCAACCAAGUGAAGUGCAAAAAAACAUCUUUCAAGUUCAUAUAUCAGCAUAUAUAUGCACUUAUACGGCUAGCCCGGAAAACUGGGCUGGAAAUUGUAUCACAACACAUCAGUGCUUUAUGACAUCUAGAAAGCAUAUAGAAAUUAAAAACAAGUAAGAAAUGGCAACAAAAUUAAUAAAAUACCGUCAAUAUAGCAUUUUGUAAAAUCGAAUUUCUAUAGCGCUUGUCGGGCCUAAUGUGAAACAAAUAACGACUUGGCCCGACAAAACGAGUUAGCCCGGUUUAAGGGGCCUGCCCGUCUCAUAGGUUUAGGUAAGCACAUGCAUGCAAGCUAGGUCGACAGGGUUUAUAUAUAGUGUUAAGGGGCCAAAGCUUUUAUAUACUCCUAUCAGCAUAUACUCCUAUCAGCAUAUACUCUUAUAGUCAAAAAUCAAUUGUGAUAAAAACCGUAUUGGUGUCAUUUAUGCCACAAUAGUCCCUAAAUGUUAGAUCAAAAAGUGUGGUGUGAAAUAUGGUAUGACUAUAAAAAUCAUGUUGUGUUUGAUGAAACUGAAGUUAAAGAACAAAAAAUAGCGACUUGUUAUUUGUACAUAUGCAUAUGAACCUAAGAAAUAUAAGUGCAGGUGUAGAUUUAUGAAACAUAAAAUUCGAGAUGUAAAAUUGUAACGUGAUAUAUCCUGUGGUGUAUAUAAUAUUUGAUCCGACCCAAAGGGUAUGAUCGCGCUGUACUAAAUUAAGCUUGUAUGGAGCAUGUAAAAUUAAGCGAGAGAAGGGGACUGUUAUGUAUGCAAAAUUCAGUAUCCCUUCCGCGUCUGCUGUAUGCCUUCCGCUAUGGGCUCGUCAGCAGGGAUUUGGGGUUGGCAUAUGUGUAAGAAGGAUAGAAUGAACCGAUUUGGAUUACAGAGUCAGUCAGAGUCCGUCAACGGUCUGCCGAAAGUCAUGGGUUUUCUCCGAAUGCUCCGGGUUCCACGGGGAAAGUUGACAGGGUGGAUUAGGAUAGACACAGUUAAGAAAAUAAUUUCACAGUUAUUGUAAAGAUAUAAUAAUUAUAGCUAAGCGUAAUAUAUAAGCGCAUUUGAUCUUAUUCACCGGCCGCAGUAAAUUUGCGCUAUAUAGAAAUGCUAAUAGUAAUCGUAAUCAUUAUAUGUUUAGUUAACAUUAAAAGAGAAUGAUAGUCAGCCUAACCAGUACUAUGAUCCCAGACUAUACAAACCAUUUGACGGUGUAGCACGUUGGAGAGAUUCUGCCCAAGUUGCAUCGCAAAGGCCUUGGGAGCUGAGUAGCACAAAUUAAUAGAAAUCCCCCAAAAUAUAACGAUCUUGAUCAGGAGCAGCUGUAGAUAAUGUCAAAUUAUAUAUCCAAUAAGUCCUGGGCAAAGUGCUGAGAAGCAGGGGAGGCGCUAGACCUCAGUUUGAAUUGGGUGCAUGUGUAACUGAAAUUUGCCGAGUUAAGUAAUAGAAAUUUUACCGAUAUUUUUUAUUCAUUCAUUAAUUAUUUAUAAAACUCUAAAAACUGUAAAUACAGUAUUUUAAAACGCUAAACCACUCGAACCACUUUCAAAACCAUGUUAAAAUUUGUGCGCAUAUUUGGUAACCCGGACGAUGCCAGCAGACAUUCAAUGAUAUAGCAUAUUAUAUUUAACAAUUGUUGAAUGAGGUUGAGCACGAUAUGAAGAAUUAUCAAGCCCGAAGUUUGCCGUUGUCAACCGAAGCCGAAGGCUGAGGUUGAUAACGGCAAACUGAGGGCUUGAUAAUUCUUCAUAUUGUGCGAAAACCGAAUUCAAUAAUUGUUUUAUUAUUUAUUUAAAAAAUUCAAAACAAACAUUUGUAUUUUAUUUGUAUUAAGAAAAAACAAUUCCUUAGUCCUUCUGGCAGCCGUCGUUGCGUCAUAUCAAUGGCGUCAGCGAGUCAAUAUGAUUCUCGUUGUCAUAGUAAUAUGGCGCAAACGCGUCCAAAUUUUUUUCAUAUUGACUCUUUGACGUCAUUUUGCUAAUAUGAAUGUGAAAUAUCCGUAUUUGGUUAGCCAUUGAGUUGAUAUGACAAUUUCACAGUUGGCUGUUAGCCAAUCAGAAACCAAGGAUUUUUGAAAUAAAUAAUAAUAGUAUAUAAGUAUAUUAGUAUAUUCGUAAAAAAAUAUUAUCAACUAACGAAAUUGUGUUUUCAAAACAAUAGGCGAAUCAUUGCCACCAAACGAAAUUAUAUCCAGUCAUACCGUCCAUUCCAAAGUUGAAUGUUCCUUGAGAUGUCUUCAAAAAUUAAUAUGCGUGGGUUACAACUACAGACCUAAAUCAAAUAAAUAUGCAGUGAAUUGUCAACUCAGCAAUAAAACUCAAGACGGAGAAAGUGAUGAAAGUGGAGAGUGGAGGUUUUAUCAAGAUCUGGAAACGGUGAGUAACGAACUUCAUCAUAAUAUAAAUGCUCAACAAAGACCCAGAAACGUUUAAGUGUUGAAAGAAACACCUUAUUAUGAUGGAACCAGAAGGAUAGGUCUUUAUUUUAACGAACUUACAAUUUUCAUCCGCAUUAAAAUUCUCAAGAUAAUCUAUAUUUAUUAUAAAUGUAUUACUCCCAAAUAAUGUAAUAAUGUUGUUUUAUUUAUAUACUAGCUAGAAAUACAUGGCAGCAACCCCUGGCUUAUAUUUUCCAAACAUUGAGUUAACAUGAAGUAAUAGUAAUUGGCCAGAACUGAACGCAGCAGGCUCGCGUAGUGCAUCACGUUUUGCCAUCGCAAGUCGCAACACGAUUAUUUUAAAAUUUUAAUUGUUUUUUAUAUUGAAUUAAUAAAAGAGAUAUUCAGUAAUUGCAGUGUUAAUUAAGAUUAAUUUUCUCUCCUUUACUACAUUAUAAUUUUUUUAAAACGAAACAGGGAAGGUUAGAAAGCUACAUUGUCAAGCAGGCAGUGCAUGUUUUACGCAAAACAUUAAAGCAACUAAUUCAUAAACAUUAAGUAAAACAUUGAAAGCAAACUUGCCUUUUAUUUCACGAUUUUCAUUAGAAACUCAAUUGUUUUUAUUUCUUCAAAGCAAAAUUGUUUGAAAACUCCAUUGUAUGCAACGGUUUUCCAAAUACUUGAUCAUCCCACUCGGCCACUCCUAGUAAACAGUCAAUCUUUUAAGACAUUGUGGAGGUCCACCCAUACACCAUGAUACCAUGAAACUUAUAGGCAUGCACCCGCAAUUAUUGAUGAACGUUAAACACUGAUGAAUUUAAAUACUUUCCUUUCCUCCAGGCGUAAAUAGUCGAGGGGAAUUAGGUCCCUCGCUCCGGGCUUGCACUCGGAAAGGAGCUUCCCGCCUGAUAAUAUUGCAUGAACGAUUUUCUUUCUUUCCUAGCUGACGUCGACUAACAACGAAGAGGAAAAUGAGAACUUACUAAGUGAGUGAAAUAAAUUGUAUUAUUACUGUAAGACGAUUGAUAACACAGAGCUGACGGGUAUACAUAUAUCUUGAAAGGUUUGAAAUAUAAUCCAGCCGAGACAUGAUACUAAUUUCGAACGUAUUUUUCUGAACCUUGAAAAGGCGUGGAAGUUCUUGGCAACUCAGUUGAAAAAGGUAAUAGCAUUCCUUGCGAUUUUACUGCAUCAUUUGAACAUAUUCCUCCAUGCACCUACUAGAAGUGAUUCGGCAAAAAAUUAUCCGCACGCCCGCACGGACAUUUUUACUGUUACUGUUAUAACCAGGACUGUUGAUAACUGACGAUGACUCUAUGUAUACCAGGAGGGAAGAAACAAGGGGGCCGUUCGUGGUAUCGCCCGGCCUAAAAAACAAUUUUUCCUCAUGUAUUUACCAAAAUUCCUGUUGAUGGCGAAGGGCAAACAUUUUCGAUGUCAUUUUCAAAAUGAAGCUAAUUCUUUAGUACAAUUCCUCCAAUUGCCCAAUUCUUAAGUACAAUCUGCCCGAACGAAUAUUUUUUUGAGGGAAGGGUGGUCUGCAGCCCUUAGAACCCCCUCCUACGCCUAUGCAUUGAAAAGGUUGAAGUUUUGUUUAUAGAAUGCGUUAGUUGCGCGUGCCUUCCCGUAAUUCCGGAAAAAAACAUAUGUGCUGUCCAAAACACGUGUGGUGUUCAGCCAAAGACAGAAUGAAGCCAAUAUAAUAAAAACGCUCGUUUUAAUACCAUGAUAAUGGACAGUGUUAUGUAGCAUAGAAUAUUCAUAUAUCCGCUGAAACACUUUGAUUGCACGGAUAAAAUGUGUGGCAACAGGAGUAACAGGUUUGUUGGUAGCUUUGUCAAUGACAGCACGACGAUGCUCACCAACCCUUGGCUCAAUUAAAUUGCUUCCAGUUUUCCCGAUAUUUUUAUGCCACAUUGACUGCAUGAAAUGUUAUCAGAGGCCAGGAGGACACCAGUUCAGUGCACUGAUCUGAAAUAAGACUGGGUUAAGCAUCUGCUGUGCAUAUAGUGAAGCCAAUGGCGGCCAUAUUGGAUGGCCACACAAUUAAUCUAGUCUGGUGUUGUGGACAUGUUUAACUCUUCUUUACGUUUCUAUAGUCACUAGUGGAAAAGGACAAAUAUUGCGUAGAUACGAAUAACGAAUUUAUCAUCAGUAGCCUCCCUUUUUCCCUAAAUUUGCUGGUGAGUAAAUUUGCCUCAGUCACUUCGAAGAGGUUUUGGAAGCUAUAUUUCACAAGUCACAUAGGCGAAGGUAUUUGCUUUAUAGUCUAACUGAACUUAAACAGCAAACUACUAGACAGGUCAUGAAUUUGACUGAUUUAUAAAUCUCAUCUCAUUAAAAUAUUCUGCUUCAAAAUCGGAUCACUAAAUUCAAUAGGAUGCUUUAUCCAGUUUUAUUUCAGAUCAGUGGUUCAGUGUCGUUUUUCAACAUUUGGAAAUUCAUGCCAAUGACAUCUCUCAAUUUGUAAUUGAACGGAUAAUGACGGUUAAAACUAUAGAGGAAUUUUGUUAUUACUAGGUCUAGGAAAAUUUGGGAGGUAUUUAAAAACGCGUUGUCUGAGAGAUCUAGAGAGGUGAGAUAACCACGUUGGAGAUACUGAUUACGAGUUUUGAUUAAGGAAUGUCAGGGAUCCCAAAAUACAUCACCCGACGUUCGUGAUCCUUAAUUCUAAAUUUUUUUUUGAAUUGUUUCUUAGACUGUGUACCCACUUUUAUUUAUUCUAUUAGAUGAUUUAACAAGUUGCAGGGAGUUGUACCAAACGAUGCUCAAUGGCCAGUUACCUAACGGAUGGUAUAAAUUGAAAACUUUGGAGGUAAAGUAUUAAAACACUUUGCAUGCAUGCAUGUUUUAUAUCAUUUGAACGUUCUAAGGUUGAAUUUUAAUUACAAUUGACCUCCAUCUAUAGUUACACAAUAAAAUUUUCCAUACACUUUUUAGGAAAACUUUCAUUAACAUGCACACAUGUAUUCCAAAAAUCCACACAUAUCCACAAAUAUAUCAUCACUUCGGGUAAUAUUUCGCCGAAUCCCCCGAGCGGAGAGUCUAUAAGUGAUAUAUUAUAUACCGAAAAUUAAAAGCCUGCCCUCCAAGUUGAGAAGAUAAAACUUGCCACAUACCUUCGUGAACACGACGUUUUAUUUUUUGAUGAACGCAAGUAUUUGUCACUUUUAUUUGUAUUUGCGUGAUCGUCUCGUUUGGUUUAUGCGAAUAAUACCACCCGGGUGAUAUGACCAAGUCACCGUGUGAAGAUUGAAAUCACAUGCCAACCUCGUUGGGGCGAGCUUGAUCACAUGCUACCUCAAAUACGAUGAUGUAAGGCGUGAUUCGAUGGAAAAUUGUCAUGCUCACGUGGCACUAACUUAGCUAUUUGAUUGGACAUUUUCAAUUAUUGUUUAUAGAGGCGGAACGAGGGGGAUUCGGCGAAAUAUUACCGAAAGUGAUGAUAUUUCCCGAGGGACUUAUGCCAUGCGUUGAAAAAAUAUGCCGUUCGCAAGCUGUUGUUUGUAGCUAAUUCCGUCUAAAAGAUUUAUUGAUUUACCUAAGGCCUUUUCAAAAGGUAUGUUACCUUCAUUAAUCUAAAGGAUACAGGCUUAAAUUUUUUAAAGAGAAAACCUCAAAAUAUUCUGACAUGAAUAAGAAAUUAAACAUUGUACUGUAUUCGCUUAGUUAUUCAGCAAGUUUAUUCUCAAUCUAGUGGGUCAGUCUUUAACUUUAAGUAUGAUAUCUAAUUUAUAGACCCUCCGCUCUGUAGAUUCGGAAUCCCCCUCUCUCCGAGUAUACAAAUGAUAAAAAUGACCAGGGCCUUAGCGAGGGGGUAUUGAGGGGGGGGGGGGGGUUAACCCCCCAACUUUUUUAGAAUUAACAUAUUCGGAAAUCAGGUUGGCCAUUCGGAAAAUUGUGACAAUAAUAGUAUAACAAAAGCUUAGUUGGUUAAACAGAGAAAUUAUAAUAUAAUUGUAUUGUCAGUGUAAACUGAUUUACGAAAUCAUGGCAUUUACAUGGAUAACAUUUAAAAAAUCGUUUCCUUCCCCCAUUUAGUAUUACUAAGUUGUAAGCAAAUUUAUAAAUUUAGACAUACUAAAACCCUUUUUUUACCAUCAGAAUUCUGUCAAAACUUCCCCAAAGUCCAGGAAAUGGCAUUUCAGAGACUCUAAAUUAAAAAAUUUCCCUCGAGCCUUCGGCCCUCGUUUUCAACCCCCAAUCAAAAAGAGCUUCCUUCGGCACUGCAUGCUUCUGUAAUAUGUCUGUGCGUUAAAUAUGUGUAUAUUUGUUUGUAAAUUGCAUCUUCUUUUUCCGGAUAGCAAGCACCUUCGUGGCUUCGUAUGCCAUACAAUAUACGGCCCUGAAAAUGACAUACCUUAAUUUCGAAACUUGGAUUAAAAAACGAUGAACUAUUCUUUUCUAUAGACUUAUUGCGACCUAUUAAAUAAUGGCUGGACUCUUAUUGCACGUUUCUCAAACGGUGAUCCUAAACACUGGAUUACAAAUAGUUCUUUUUGGUAUGACAAAAUGACUCCAUAUGGAGACGUAAGCAACCCUUCCACUAAUGCAGAUAUGAUUUCUACCGCUUUCUGGAAAGUUAAAGGCAAUGAGUUUAAGAUUACAAGAAGUAAUGAUGGCAGUCACACAGCUCUACUACAAACCACUUCCAAUUGUCUUCAAGGCGGAACCUUCAGAUCUAAAAUUACAAGCUUUGGGAACUUUCGUAAUGGCGCUGUCUGGGGGAGUGACCAGUGUCGUGGAAGUUGUCAAGUUAGUUACGGCGGUCAGUACAAAACUACUUCAGGUUUUGAACAGCACAGUUGCAGCAGCGAUAUUCAGAGUGGUAACUACAUUGGGUUUUGGUGUGAUUGGGAUGGUGGUGAUGGUGCAGUGAUGAUGAUUGGUGGAGGAGGCAGUGGUUGUGAAAGAGCAGAUCAUGGUAUUGGAAUAACAGAGCAUGGUGCAGCAAAGUUUGGACCAGGAGACAUGCAUCAUGAUUUUGGUAAUAUUAAUAAUUUCAAGUCUACUGCAACUACCUCGUUUUCCCUCAACCUUUGGGUUCGUUAAAUGUAUUAAUUAUCUUGACGUUACGACAAAAUAUUCAAAAAAUCUAACACACCAAGUCUUUUUAAAACUUAAUAGUAAUAUAUACUGCUCAAAAUUGAAGUGAGAUUCCAUGCGGCGUGUUUUUGCAGUGUUUAUUUGGAAAUGUAAUUGAUUGAACUCAAUAAUUAGUCCAUUACGAAACAAACUUCUCCGCAAUCAUAUCAGAUUUUGUCACUACGAAACUGCGGCAAGUUUAAUUUGAAAAACGUACGUUUUUGCAGUAGUUGUAACAGCAGCCUACAGAGCAUGUAGUAACUACAUUGGAGUUUAGUGUCAUUGGGAUGGCGGGGAUAG